GGAAUUAGAGUCCCAGCCCAGCAGCUCAGCAGCCGCCAGCAGCAGAUGACUGUCUCCGUGUCGUGUCACUGCGCUGCGCAUCAACAGGGCUCAAUGUGGAUUUUCUGCGUCGUGAAACUUUUUCAUUCGACGCAGCUACAGUACAUGUUUUAAUGACAAGGAGAUCCACUUGCAUUCUUUCAUGGCUCCACUUUGAACAAAAAAAACAACAACUCUGUCGGAUCCGAGAGGCCAGAUUUAUGCUGGUCACACAGACUGGGACCCCAAUACGUGCUCCUUGAGAUCUUUUCCCACACAGGUCAGUGUCUCUGUCAGUAGACUGGCUCCAAUUUGUGUCAACUGUUGCCACCAGCGUCCCCGGCCUUUACUGUAAUUGAGAGAAGGAUCAGGUUUAAGCACAGCUGCCAAAGACUGCAAUGUCAUCAAAAAUGCAGAGCUCCAGUAGCAUAGCUCAGGCCAGGCGGACGGUGCAGCAGCUGAGGAUAGAGGCCAGCAUCGAGAGGAUAAAGGUGUCCAAGGCUUCAUCAGACCUGAUGCGCUACUGUGGAGAACAUGCCAAGAAUGACCCGCUACUCAUGGGUAUCCCCGCUUCAGAAAACCCUUUCAAGGACAAAAAGCCUUGCACUGUUUUGUAGGGGAACACCUGAACUCCUUUUGAUUCUUAUGUGGAUAUUAGCUGAUAGUAAUACUGUUCACAACUUAUCUUAAGACCAGUGUACCAUCCUAACCUUUUCACAUGCCUGCUGCAGUUCAAGGAAUGUAUGCCUCUCUGCCUUGCAGUCAGAUAGCAGUUACACCAAAGAACAGGCAGGUCAGAAGCUGUGGCCUCAGUUUAAAACUUUAGCUCAAAGAUUAAAAGUGCGUAUGAUGGUUCAGUGGGGACUUUUGUUUCUCUGCACUUGUUGUCUGACAAGAUGUAGGAGGCCACAGACCUCGGCCUGAAAGGAGCUGUGCCAUGGAUGGGAGAGUUCCUGACUCUCUAAUUAUCACAGUGUGCAUAAACAAGCCCCCUCAAUCGUUGGUCCAAUCAGAUUUUAGGCUUUCAGCUUUCACCUCUUGCUUUCAUUAGGCUUGCUUCAGGAAACAGUCGCGCAUCCGCGAUAAUGAUAUCCUGUCGUUGGACGAGUAAACUGUGCUGUCCAUCACAUGGAAAGAGUGAAGGUCCAUUUGCCACUGAUACACAGCUUCUGCUUAAUAUUUAGUCUUCUAGUCACAGUCAGAAAUAAUAGUCUGUAAAAACUGGCCAUUUUAAGAUAUUGAGAAUUUCUUUUUCCAGUGUUAGGAUAUAGAAUCACUUACAGUGUAGAUUCAGAAUUUUGGGAUAAGUUGACACGUGAUUUUCUGUUUUCUUUCCUUCAAGCUAGUUGCAUUCCUGUUAUACGACUUUCCAUACCUACUUAAUUUGAAUCCAAUGCAAAGCUAUUAAAUAUGAUGAAUGUGAUGUCUAAACUGAGAAGUUUUAAUAUCAGAGGGGUGAAUUCUGUUGACAAAAUAGUCUAGAUGUCUCUUCUUUUUUUUUUUACUCAUUUGGUUUGCAUUUGCCUUAAAAAGUCAUUUAAAACGUUUGGUCCAAUUAUCUCUAAAAAUUAAACAUGUAUAGAUAAAAAUACCAGUAUGAACUUUUGAGAUCAUUGCACAUUGUGCAUGAACCUUUUGCAAGAGGUAUUCCUUAACUUAUGUAAAUAAAUAUUCAUUAUGAGGCCAUCAUUGCUGAAAUAAAGGAUUCCAAUCUGUGCCAUCUUAUCAAAUCUACCUAUUUAAUGUCACUAUUAGACUUUCAGUGUCCCAAAAAAUAUAUAUAUAUAUUUUUAGCAGUCUUCUGUUUUCUGUCUGCAGAGCUGAGGCUUAUUACUGUACUAUUCAGGCACUUUAAAACCUAUAAACACCAGAUGACUGUUAUACUCUUGGGUUUGAAACAUUCCAUGUUUACAACUGCUCUAAAGCUUACUUUGAUUUUAUUAUGAGAACAUAUGACUGGCAGUGUGUAGCUGUGACUUUAUGUCAUUUGUGUGUUGUGUGCUCAUGCAAAACAUAAGCAACUCAUUUUGCAAUUUUACCAGCCAGGGCCUUAAUAAUGAAGUCAUCCAGCUUAAACCUCUGAACUACCUUUUUAGUCACAUAAGUGCUGUUGUCUAAUACUGUGAAUAAGAAAGGCCCUUAGGUGAAGGGAUUAUAUCUUACUACUAUCUAUUAACUCUGUGUAUCACAUCAUAUUUCAAAAUGACUCAUGUUCAAUAAUGAAUUGCAUUAAGAUAUAUCUCCAUAUAUGUCCAUAAAUAUUGUAGCCCAGUAUGUAUUUCCAUGAACCACAUGUAUGUGCUUGCUUUUAACUGUUUAAUGUACUUUAUAGGAUCAUACUGAUUCAGUCAAACAUCAACUUUAAAUUUCUGUUUUGCGACAUUAAUUCAACUUUUUGAAUUAAAGCUGAAUGUGUUAUUUUGGUUAA
This is a messenger RNA of Siniperca chuatsi (mandarin fish), 2446 nucleotides long. RefSeq names its product guanine nucleotide binding protein (G protein), gamma 12b (gene gng12b). Gene Ontology annotation, cellular component: heterotrimeric G-protein complex. The record is from RefSeq and is a predicted model, not a curated record. Gene Ontology annotation, molecular function: G-protein beta-subunit binding. Gene Ontology annotation, biological process: G protein-coupled receptor signaling pathway. Bases 417 to 635 code for a protein of 72 amino acids. NCBI's taxonomy places the organism in Eukaryota, Metazoa, Chordata, Actinopteri, Centrarchiformes, Sinipercidae. The transcript is spliced from 4 exons.